UGAAAAAUUUACAUCUUUUCAAGCCCUUCAGUACAUUGAGACAUCUGACUCAACAGUGUAUAUGUUAUCUGCUUAUAUCAUUGAAAAGAGAAAAAGAAAAGAUCAAAAUGUCGUUAGCGUUAUUGGUUUGGAGGACAAUAAAAACAAAUACAGUGACUUUACAUGUUGUUUUCGUUCAAACAAUGGUGAAACAAUAGUCGAACACGUUCGAUCAUUAGAACAUCACGUGUUUUCGUAUGAAAACAGCCCUUUUCGUCGAGUACAAUAUACGUGUCCGCUACCAAUGAUGUCAAAAUCGCCCAAGUGGGUAUCAAUUACAACUGCGUUCAACAAAACUUGUAACAAAGAUGCGAAAUAUUAUGUCGCAGUACAAACACCAUCACAAGGUGAAUUAGCUGUAUGCACUACUGUUCUGUAUGGAUCUCUAUCUGCCAACUUGCUUUUAGAAUGGUUUGAAGUUCAACGGGUCUUAGGAGUUGACAAGGUAAUAUCGUAUACAAAAAACCUGAACGAUGAUGCGAUGAAAGUAUUGGAAUAUUAUGAGUCAUUAGGAUUAACAGAUAUCAUUCAUGUUGCUGGUUUUCCUACUAGAGAUAAGGAUAUACGAUUGAGCGAUAAUACUGACAGAGUAUGGAUAAAUCAAGAAGUUUUUGCGCUUGAUUGUCAUACACGUAUGUAUGGUUACAAGUAUGUAAUGGGAAUAGAUAGAGACGAAUUUGUCGUACCAAACAUAAGAAAAUAUGGAUUCUCUCUAAAAAGAGUACUAGAUGAACUCAUCGAUAGUUCAACUGCAGGUUUUUUAAUAAAACCAAACAUUCAUAUUACAACGAGGAAACCUUACAACGAAUCAAGCUCAUUGUUUAUAAGGAAAUAUCUUAAUGGUACUAUCCCCGUAUACGACAGACUCAAGUAUGUACAUGUGCCGAGUCGUACACACAUAGCAUCACCAAGCCUUCAUUAUUUUAAUCCGGAAGAUGGAUUCAAAAGGUAUGUAGUAUCGCCAACUGAUGUUACCCUUCAUCAUUAUAGAUCUUGUCAGAAAUACUUCGGGAAACUGUUCAACUCUGAUAGUACGAAUGAAGAAGAAAGGAAAUUAAAUAAAUAUGAUACAGCAGUCAGCACAUGCCAAACAAUUCCACAGUUCAAACAAAACGACAUUGAAAUAAUUGGCCAAAAUAUUGAAACCAGGGUAUUGAAACUCAGACAUGAGUUAAACAUAACAAAGUUACUAGUUUGAAUAGUGCACGGUGAUAAAAUACUGACCGCUCUCAUAUGGUAUGAACUGUUCAUUUAUUUAUAACUAUGAUAAAGUUUAAUUGUGUCGACAUAAUGCAUUUUUUCAAUUUUUAUACAUCUUGAGAAACAGCUGGGUUAAAGGCAAAGUGUAUACCUGUAUACAUAAUAGAAUGCCUUCAGAUUUUUUGUUAUUUCAUGUAUGGGUUCUGCUUGUAAGACUACAUAAGUAAAUAAAAUA
Mytilus trossulus (common blue mussel) is the source of this 1474-nucleotide messenger RNA. RefSeq lists its product as uncharacterized. Gene Ontology annotation, cellular component: cytoplasm. The record is from RefSeq and is a predicted model, not a curated record. NCBI's taxonomy places the organism in Eukaryota, Metazoa, Mollusca, Bivalvia, Mytilida, Mytilidae. The transcript is spliced from 4 exons. Bases 62 to 1237 code for a protein of 391 amino acids. Gene Ontology annotation, molecular function: glycosyltransferase activity.